Molecule: messenger RNA, 627 nt
Organism: Centruroides sculpturatus (bark scorpion)
Lineage: Eukaryota; Metazoa; Arthropoda; Arachnida; Scorpiones; Buthidae
Product: zinc finger and SCAN domain-containing protein 29-like
Exons: 2
Source: RefSeq, a predicted model, not a curated record
AUGUUUUCAGUUGAUCCAAACAUAAGACAGACAACAGAUGAAACUCCUGGAGGAAGUCAGUCUGUGUCAUUCAGUUGGAGUGAUGAAACAACACGCUUGCUUCUCAAUCAAUAUAAAAUGAAUGAGAGCAUGUUUUCAUCUCCUCAUUUAAAAAAAAAACAAGUGUGGGAAAAAAUAGCCAAUAGCUUUAAAAGCUAUGGCUAUUCUGUAACACCAUUACAGUGUGAAAAUAAAUUUAAAUCUUUAAAAAAUAACUAUAAAAUAAUAAAAGAUAAUAAUAAUAAAAGUGGGUCGAGCAGGAGGAAGUGCCGUUACAUGGCUGAAUUGGAUGAAAUAUUUGAAAAGGAUCCAGCGGUACAGCCUGUUUCUGGGUCGAGCAGGAGGAAGUGCCGUUAUAUGGCUGAAUUAGAUGAAAUAUUCGAAAAGGAUCCAGCGAUACAGCCUAUUUCUUUAGCUAGUUCUUCCUCUGGAUUUAAUAAUUCUGUUAUGGUAACAGAAAAUGAAAAUAAUACAACUCAGGAAACGCCAUCACCUAAAGCAUCUGCAAAGAAAAAGUGCAGGAAAGAAGAAGAACCGGAAUGGUUUAAAAAUUACAGAAUUAGUGUUGAAAAACGCCAUGAAGAAAAU